Haliotis rubra (blacklip abalone) is the source of this 840-nucleotide messenger RNA. RefSeq names its product acid-sensing ion channel 1A-like. The transcript is spliced from 4 exons. The record is from RefSeq and is a predicted model, not a curated record. NCBI's taxonomy places the organism in Eukaryota, Metazoa, Mollusca, Gastropoda, Lepetellida, Haliotidae. Gene Ontology annotation, biological process: sodium ion transmembrane transport. Bases 1 to 840 code for a protein of 279 amino acids. Gene Ontology annotation, molecular function: ligand-gated sodium channel activity. Gene Ontology annotation, cellular component: membrane.
AUGAUUGGGGGGUGUAUGAAUACGCUGGUUAAUCUUUACAAGAAGUACUACAGCUACAAUAUCAUCACCAAGAUUACAAGAGAACGCAAACAACAAAUCAGGUUCCCUGAUGUCACUAUCUGCACCAUGAGCAUGUUUGACAAGACCCAACAGAAUCUCACUAACGCAGAGCUAAGCUAUCUUCGCAGCUUUGGGUACCUGAGAUCUGUGUUACGGCGAACUGUCUGGGACGGAGAGGAAGGGAGAGAGCUCGAUAAACUGGAUAAUGUCAAAUUCUGGGCUGGUGGGGCAUACAAAAAAGAGGACAUAUUCAAGAUCAUAUACUUCAAAAAUAAGAAAGUGCUCCCUGAAAGCCUCACCUACAGUCCGAAACAAGAUCAGCGCUGCUUCACCUUCAACGCUCACUCUGAUGUCAAUGCUCAGGAAUCUGAAGGUGCAAGUUUGACAAUGGCUCUCAACAUCAUGCAAGAGACCUAUCUGGAGGGAGCUGCAUACGAGGCAGGGGUACAGGCAUACAUCGAUGAACCUGAUACAGCGCCCAGCUACAGUGAUCUUUCAUUGAUUGGUGUAUCAGCCGUGACGUCGACACGCAUACAGCUGACAAAGAAGAAGAUGAAGUACCUUCCAGACCCCUAUAAUUCCCGCGGGACGGAUUGUGUGGACACUACAGCCUCGGACUUUGUCAACCCGCUUGAGUGGUUCAAGAUGUACAGCUUUGAUGGAUGUCUCCAGGAGUGCUCCAAUAAGGCAGCCAUGGAUGCUUGUAACUGCACCGCCGGAUGGGAACCCCAGCAAGACAAAAUUACCUGGUUCUACAAAUCAGACUUGCCAGCAUGGUAG